UGGAUCGAUCUAAAUGAAACUUUUUAAUCGCAUGUUUAGUAAUACUCUGACUGGAAUGCACACUUAUUUCUGAUUGCCGACUUUCUAAUUCAGAUAUACGGUUUUGCAUACUAACUACUUGUUGCUCAAAUAAUUUUUGUCUAAGCAUGUACUUUGAUAACUCCAUUUCUACGCGAUUUUUUUCAGCUGUAACAUUAUUUAAUUGUUCUUUCAAUUGAUUUAAUUCAGCAGUAUCUAUGGAUGUUAAUUUCUUGGCAUACAGCAUUCUAAUAUCUUUAGCAGCAGCUUUUCUAUUGCAUUGAGGGCAACGACGAUUUGCACUAGUACAAGAAGUUUGUAGCCACCUUAAAAUGCAACUAUAUCCAAAUAAAUGUCCGCAGCGUAAACAACACAAACGAUGCUCUCCUGAACUAGUCCAUAGGUCCAUACAUAUAGGGCAAGAUUGAUCAGAAUCAACAUCAGACUCAUCUAUAAUUUCUUCUUUUGCUUUCUUUGCCUUUGAUUCGUCAUCUUCUAUAGCACCAGAUUUAUAUUAUAUAUUGAUAGUAGGCUAUACUAAGCUAAUAUAUACAUAUUAAAUAUGAAAUAACUUACUUGUGUCUUCUGGUUCGACUUCAAUCUCUGCAUUAUUAUCAGCAUUAUCAUUAUUAUCGGCAUUAUCGUUGUCAUUGGCAUUUUCAUUGUUAUCAGAUUCUUCAGAACGAUCUUCUUCUGUUCCUUCCAUUUGAGGUGCUUCUUCACCUAUAGUAUUCAAUGAAAAAUUAUAAAAAUAUUAAAUUUGUACUUUAAAUUUCUUGUUUAUAUUUAAAAUCAUUAAAACUUGUACCACAGAAAUUAUUUACAAUACUUAAGAUUUUAUAACAUAAAAUUAUAUAAAGGUAGUUUAAUAAUUUCUAUGUAUAUUUAUAGACAUUUGUAGACAUACUGACAGUACAAUCACGAUAUUUUGUUAUAAAUUCUACGCAUAACUGGUUUAUUGUGAACACUUACUGAUCUCCAUAACCUCCAUUUUAUAAAAAUGUAAAACACAAUAUAUACGUAUAAAUUUGACAAAAAAUGUACGGUUUGUAAAUUGAUUAGAUUUCUUCUUUAAGGAAAAGACACCAAUAUCUUUCUUUCUUUGCAAUGAAAAUGGUAUGUCGUUGACAACAACAAAGUUGUUUACACACAAUGGAAUUUUCGCAUGACCUUUUCCGAACGAAAGUAAUAUGUUAAUCCGUUCAAAACCCUACAUUCACGUCUUAUACAAUAAAUGUACUACUUACACUAUUGUUUAUAUUUACUAUCAAUUUAUUUCCAUAAAUUUUUAUGUCUUAAUUUGAUGUAUUUAUAUCACAGACUUCUCUUGAUGCUUGUCCUUACCUUCUUAAAACUAUGAAGUUUCUUACGACAUGUAAAAUAGUGUAAUUUAUUACAAUUAACUAAAUAAUAGGAUAUAUUGCUUCAUUUUACUUAAAAAAGGAGAAAAAAAAACAUUCUUCUAGGUUAUUUAGCUUGUACCACUGAACGACGUAAGCAUUAUUAUCAAAUCCAAUACACAUGUGUAAUAUGACAUGUACUAAUUAUCAGUUAUCUAAAACGUUAAAAAAAUUUCCUUAAUUACUUGCUAAUUCAUUUAAAUAUUUUCUGGAUUUUAAAAUCUUAUUUUUUCUUGUUAAAAUUUUGAUACAGGAAAAACAUGUACACACAUUAAUAACUCGUAAUCAAAUACAAAAAUAAAUGAAGCAUGUUUAAUAUGCUUAUUUGAAGAAAUUGAAGGUUUCCCUAAUACAAAAAUCAUAUAAAAAUACGAUUUCGAAUAAGAAAACUGGGAAAUCGUUCGACGCUAUCUCGAUAUCAACACCGAUUCCUCAUCAAGUAGACGAGAGGAAAAUAAUAUCAUUUCCUAACUUGCGGUAGUACCGGAAGAAAUUUCGUCGUUGUUUGAUGCAACGGUGUUGUUUCGAAGGUAAAAUAAUGAAGAAGCAACGACCGUGCACGUGGAACGCAUCCCGUUCAGCAAGUUUACCGUCAUCCUUCCUUCAAAGUUCUUCUGUUAAAAGAAAAAAUCUUCACGACCUAAAUCAUCGCCGUUUGCAGCGGUCGGGUCCGAAAUUACAAAUAAAAGCCGCGAAAUACAGUAACCAAUCGGUUUUGAAGAGAGAUGCAUUUGGUUCGUUGGAAUCUUUGUUCGAUUUAAAGAAGCCUCUGAAUUUACCUGAGGUAUACUCAUUGGCGGUCGAAUGCCAUCAAGAGAUUCCUCCGUUUGAAUCGGGAAAUCUCAAAAAUACAAAAAACUUGGUGGAAUUUCUGCUGUUGCAACAAGAAUCUGACCUCGAACCACACAUUCUCAAACAGACUUAUGACUAUCAUAAAAAUAAACCGGAAGCGGUCAAAGAGCAGCCUGGCGUUGAUUUGACUGAAUUGACAAAAAUUAUAAGUCCAACCACUGUGAAAGAAGAAUCACCAAUCAUGGCUGAAAACGAAGUAGAGAAUACAAUGGAGAAAGAACCUGAAUCUGAACCCGAACCUGAAGUCGACCUCGAAGCAGAAGGCAACGAAGAAGUUACGGAAAAAGAGGCCGAAUUGGAAGUUCAGGAUGUCAAAGAUUCAGAUGUACUCUCAGUGCAACCUCCGGAUUUUCCACUUCCUCCUGGCGUUGGUGAAGGUGCUCCCAUGAAACCUGGCGGUCGACGGGACUCUGUGUUGAGCUCGUCACUGUUGACCGAUCCUGCUGCAUUGGAAGAGAUGAAGAAAGCUGACGAGCGUUGCGCCGCUAUCAUGAAAGAGAUUGAAGAAUUAAAGCUCGAAAUUGUUACACUCACGGAAAAAAAAGAAUUGUCAGAAGAGGACACGCUGCUGCUUAAGACUAAGCAGGAAGAAGUAAUGACAAAACUGGCAGAAAUCGAAGAAAUAACGCGACAGCUGCAGAGGACAUUGGGUCUGACUGAUUUCUCGAGCCUCACUUUCAGUAAAAUGUUUGACAUGCUGCCGUACCCGCAUUCGAAAACUAGCAGGAUAGUAGAAGACCCGGUAGAAGAUAAAGCACCAAAGCCAGAGGAUCUCUUUGAUUUACCUCAAAUAGAUUAUCCCGAAGACAAACUACCUAGAGUAAUUGUCUGCGGGCAUACGGAAGAUGAAAUUCCAAAAAUCGUUGUGGCGGACAGCAAGAAGAGGGGAAAGGAUAGAUCUUUGAAAAAUCUGACAGGCAAAUUAACCGAAUCUUUAACCAUGCAAGAGAAAUUAGUACUAGAGAAUGCUCAGCUCGAAGGCGGCAAAUACAAAUUAGAGGAAGCAUUAUUGGAGAAAGACACCGCUGUUGAGAGUCUUCAGAGGAAGGUAUGCGGGCUGCAAGCUGAAAUGCGAAUAGUCGUGAAGGAAAACACGGAAUUGACCCGACAAAUAGCUUGCUUGAAUCAACGUAUCACCAGUCCUUGCUGUUACCCUUGUCCAGGUGGAAAUCAGUCUCCAAGAUCAAGCCCAUCUCCUUAUCGGUCGUUUUCGUACACCACAACGGUACAACAGGACGACGACUAUUGUCCGUGCAAGUGCUGUCUACAGACUGACACAUCGACACCAUACGGCAAUUCCUUGUGCGUAAGAAGAAAUAGUCAAACGUUUUUGAACAGUGCUGAUUCACCCAGACUCGCAGGUGGCGCGUCAAGGACAGGUGCUUUAGUUGCAAGUAGUGCUUCUUCACAAAUCAGCGAAAUGUGCUGUCGGAGUCCUGCUGCUGCCAAGCAACCAUGUCCACCGCAACCACCUAGAGGAAUGUGUCCUGAAGAAUUAGAGCAUCAGCUUGCAUCUUAUGCCAGCAAUAAUAAACAACUAGAACAGCAACUGGGCAACAUGGAAUGCGAAGUGCGUAACAUGCAGAUAGAACUUGCCAAUGUGCAACGGGAACGCCAGCAAUUAGAACAGCAACGUAAGUUGCUGAAAUGCACCGGUCCUUGUGCACCUUGCGGUUGCUGUCCACCUCCUUCGUCCAUGUCCCAUCAAACUUCCGGAUCGCCACCUUACGCACCGCCUGUUCCAAUUCUACCAUCGCCUUCCAUACCUCUUCCCAAGAUGCCGCCCGCGCCUUCUUCAACUUGCACCGGCCCUUGCGUGACUGCGCCUAUGGGCGCUAGCACGUGUCCUCAGCAACAGCUGCGCGACCUUCGCGAACAGUACGCACGUCUUCAGGAUGAUUACAAAAACAAAUUAUGCGAGGUUUCGUGUUUAAGAACAGAUGCCGAGAAACUGAAGCAGCAAACGCGCGAAGCAAUUGAAGAAAGAGAAAAAUUAGACAUCAAACUAGUAGAUGCUCAAGAACGUCUAAAAGCGAUCGAGGCUGAGAAAGAUAAAUAUGAAGGUUUCAAGGAACAAAUGAUCGAACACGAACAACAAUUAAUAGUAGUCAAACAACGUUUCCGGGAGUCGCAAGACGAACUGGAAGAACUGCGAUCGCUGAUCCAAGAUCAAGCCGCCCAGCUCGAAGAUUAUCGCAAUAAAUACUUACAGGCGCAACAACAAGUGGAGGAACAACGGCGGCAGCUUGAUCUCAUGGAAAUGGAUAACGCGCGAAUGAACGAAAAUGUGACCUUAGAAAUUGGUCGGGUCAAGAAUCAAUUUCAAGAGAAACUUGCCGAGCUCGCGCCAUUGCCGGAUCUAUUAAAGCAGACGCAGGUGAAGCUGCAGGAAGCGCAACAGAUGCGGUUGGUCGCUGAGCGAAAUUGCGAGGAUCUAUCGCGGGAUCUUAUAGGGUACAAAGAUAAGGCGCAAACAUUGCAAAAUCAGUUGGAUGUUCUGCGCGCCGAAUAUCAGACUCUUCAGGAGGAAAGAGGAAGUGGCACAGGGCGAUUCGAGGAACUGGAGAAAAAGAACUCGGAAUUGCGGCAUGAGAAUGAACGUAUGAAGAACACGCUUGCCAGAUUCGAAGAGCACGAAGCGCAGUUGCAGAAACGCAUCGAUGAGAAGAUGCAUGAGAUUACUCAGCUAACGGCGAUGCUCGAUCAGGUUCGAGAAGACUCGGCAAGACAAGUGGCGAGAACGAAAGAGAGAUGUGAUACUGUGAGAAGAUCGAUGCAAAGUCAGAUAGCAGAUAUGGAGAGGCAGUUGGCUCAAUGCAGAGCCACUGCGAGAGCUGCGCAAAAGGACAGGGAUGAGAUUAGGCAAAAGAUGCAGGGUCAAAUAAAUAAUCUCAACGAAGCGUUUGAACAGGCCCAAGGUCGUAUAAGAUCACUGCAAGGCCACGUAAAUUAUUUGAAGACAUCCUACAGUAACAUCUUCAAGGGUCAAGGGGAGGCUCCGCCUGGUGUUUUGCCGGGGGAGGCCGGUUCAGGAUUCGACUCCUGUGACUGCAAUUAUUAAUACGAAAUUAAUCAGUGUGUUUAACAAGGUUCGUUUUGAGCACCACAUAAAAUUUUCGUUUUUAUAUGUAAAUACGACUACACCACUACAGUUAAAUUUCUUGUUGUUGAAAAAGUGGUACAUGUCAAACUGUAAUACGAUAUAAAAGAAAUGAUACGAAAUUUUAUUUCAAUGACCAGAUGCUUUAUAAAUUGAAUCGCCGCGAUACAAAACCAUUCACUUGUAUGGUACAAUGCAGUAGCUUUCUCUUUCUUUAGACGUGGAUGCGUUUUAUUUAAUAAAUCGAUCACGUACUGUUUAUAGGCAAUGAAGUAACCAAGGUAAAUAAGAAUGUUUGAUCGUAGUGCGUACACCUUGACUUAACGAAAUUAAGAAAUAGUGAUCUGUACAAGGAAAAAGCACUUAGUUUAAGAAUGAUAAUAGUUUCAUUUAGUUCAUAUCAACAGAAUGAAGCAUAUUGAGCAUGUCGAGAAUUGCAUCUGAACGUGAUCGCACUCUUUCCAUUUC
This is a messenger RNA of Nomia melanderi (Alkali bee), 5838 nucleotides long. RefSeq lists its product as uncharacterized. The record is from RefSeq and is a predicted model, not a curated record. Lineage: Eukaryota; Metazoa; Arthropoda; Insecta; Hymenoptera; Halictidae. Gene Ontology annotation, cellular component: centrosome. Gene Ontology annotation, biological process: regulation of cilium assembly.